Episyrphus balteatus (marmalade hoverfly) is the source of this 749-nucleotide messenger RNA. Its product is annotated as protein D2-like. Bases 66 to 695 code for a protein of 209 amino acids. The transcript is spliced from 2 exons. Lineage: Eukaryota; Metazoa; Arthropoda; Insecta; Diptera; Syrphidae. The record is from RefSeq and is a predicted model, not a curated record.
AAAGCCCUCUAAAUUCAUAGCAAGUUCGACAGUUUUCGGAUCAACGUUCAUAGUUAGUUUGCAAUAUGAAGGCAAUUGUUUUUGUUGGUUUAGUAGCCACGGCUCUGGUAGGAGUUCAGUGCGAGAACCAAAUCACUAGAACUAUGCGUAAGUAUCAAGUUAUACCGGAUGUUAUUUUUGAAGGCCCUGAAAACGAGUUGGAUGUUGGCUAUGGCGAUGUUGAUGUUGUUGCACCACACACACUAACUCCCACCGAAACCAAAGAUAAACCAGACUAUGUUAAUUGGGAUGCCGAUGAUGAUGCUUAUUAUACUCUGAUCUUUACCGCACCUGAUGGACCCACUCGGGCUAAUCCUAAAUUUAGAGAAGUUAUCAAAUGGCUAGUUGUUAAUAUUCCUGGAACUCAAAUUGAUAAGGGGCAUGAAAUUGUUCAGUACAUUGGUGCAGCUCCAGAAAAGAAAGCGGGAUUAAGUCGAUACGUUUACUUGGUUUAUAAACAAAAAGGCAAACAAGAAUUUGAUGAAAAAAAGAUCGAUAACAAGUCUUUUGAGCCACGCAAACACUUUUCUACCAGAGGUUUUGUUAAGAAACAUAAACUAGAAGAAAAACCUGUGGCAGGGACCUUCUUUCAGUCUCGUUGGGAUGAUUAUGUUCCUGUUCUUUAUAAGCAAAUUGGUUAUAAACCAUCAUCAUAAAUCAAUGUAUAGUGAAGAUUCUUCUUUUUUCUAAGCUUUAUAAUGUGUUCAAGU